ACAGAUUUGCUAAAGUUCGUCCUCUUAUCGAUGCGUUGAACCGUAUAUAUAUGCAAUUUGGCGUUUUUGAAACAUUUUGUCCAUAGAUGAACAAAUGAUACCGUAUUUUGGUCGACAUUCAUGCAAGAUGUUUAUUCGUAACAAACCAAUUCGAGUUGGUUUUAAGUAUUAGGCUCUUUGUUCGCACAGUGGUUAUUUAUAUGCAGUAGCACCAUAUGGAGGAUCCACUGUACCGUAUGAUAGAAAUAGCAACUGGAACUGUAAGAGCAAACCGUCUUAGAGGCGCAGAAAAAAUACUUAAAACUAGGAAAGAACUCAAAAAGCACAAAUACGACUAUUGUUACGAGACAAAUAACAAGUUAUUCGUUACUCGCUGGCAAGAUAAUGUGGUCAUUUCAAACUUCAAAUCUGUCGAUUCUGUAACUGUAUCACAACGUUGGUCAAAAACUGAGAAAAAAAAAGUUAAUGUGGAACAACCUGGACUUAUACAUGACCACAAUCAACAUAUGGGAGGUGUUGACUUACAUGAUAAUGCUGUUGCUAACUACCGUAUUGGUAUUCGCGGAAAAAAAUGGUGGUGGCCAUUAUGGACUAAUUCAGUCAAUAGUACAACUGUCAACCCAUGGAAAAUUCAUUAA
Molecule: messenger RNA, 638 nt
Organism: Rhagoletis zephyria (snowberry fruit fly)
Lineage: Eukaryota; Metazoa; Arthropoda; Insecta; Diptera; Tephritidae
Product: piggyBac transposable element-derived protein 2-like
Source: RefSeq, a predicted model, not a curated record